This is a messenger RNA of Dama dama (fallow deer), 4377 nucleotides long. RefSeq names its product dynamin 1 (gene DNM1). Gene Ontology annotation, cellular component: cytoplasm; membrane; microtubule. The record is from RefSeq and is a predicted model, not a curated record. The transcript has 22 exons. The coding region runs from base 104 to 2647 and encodes 847 amino acids. Gene Ontology annotation, molecular function: GTP binding; microtubule binding; GTPase activity. Lineage: Eukaryota; Metazoa; Chordata; Mammalia; Artiodactyla; Cervidae.
UCCGCGGCGCAGAAAAGCGUCUGAGCGCGCUGCUGCAUCCGCGGAGCCGAAGCCGGGAGCCCAAGCGGCGGCCGGAUCGCAGCCCACUGGGCCAGCAGCAGCCAUGGGCAACCGUGGCAUGGAGGAUCUCAUCCCGCUGGUCAACCGGCUGCAGGAUGCCUUCUCCGCCAUCGGCCAGAACGCGGACCUCGACCUGCCGCAGAUCGCCGUGGUGGGCGGCCAGAGCGCCGGCAAGAGCUCGGUGCUCGAGAAUUUCGUAGGCAGGGACUUCUUGCCCCGAGGAUCUGGCAUUGUCACGCGACGCCCCCUGGUCCUGCAGCUGGUCAAUGCUACCACAGAAUAUGCCGAGUUCCUGCACUGCAAGGGGAAGAAAUUCACUGACUUCGAAGAGGUGCGCCUGGAGAUUGAGGCUGAGACCGACCGGGUAACAGGCACUAACAAGGGCAUCUCUCCAGUGCCCAUCAACCUCCGCGUCUACUCGCCGCACGUGCUGAACCUGACCCUAGUGGACUUGCCUGGAAUGACCAAGGUCCCGGUGGGGGACCAACCUCCCGACAUCGAGUUCCAGAUCCGGGACAUGCUUAUGCAGUUCGUCACCAAGGAGAACUGCCUCAUCUUGGCCGUGUCCCCGGCCAACUCCGACCUGGCCAACUCUGAUGCCCUCAAGGUCGCCAAGGAGGUGGACCCCCAGGGUCAGCGCACCAUCGGGGUCAUCACUAAGCUGGACCUGAUGGACGAGGGCACAGAUGCCCGCGAUGUUUUGGAGAACAAGCUGCUCCCGCUGCGUAGAGGCUACAUUGGAGUCGUGAACCGAAGCCAGAAGGACAUCGAUGGUAAGAAAGAUAUCACAGCUGCCUUGGCUGCUGAACGCAAGUUCUUCCUCUCCCACCCUUCCUACCGCCACUUGGCUGACCGCAUGGGCACGCCCUACCUGCAGAAGGUCCUCAACCAGCAACUGACAAACCACAUCCGGGACACGCUGCCAGGGCUGCGAAACAAACUCCAGAGCCAGCUGCUGUCCAUCGAGAAGGAGGUGGAGGAGUACAAAAACUUCCGCCCUGAUGACCCAGCGCGCAAGACCAAGGCUCUGCUACAGAUGGUCCAACAGUUCGCUGUAGACUUUGAGAAGCGCAUCGAAGGCUCAGGGGACCAGAUUGACACCUAUGAACUGUCGGGGGGCGCCCGCAUCAACCGGAUCUUCCAUGAGCGCUUCCCUUUCGAGUUGGUCAAGAUGGAGUUUGACGAGAAGGAACUCCGAAGGGAGAUCAGCUAUGCCAUCAAGAAUAUCCAUGGCAUUAGAACCGGGCUCUUUACCCCAGACAUGGCCUUUGAGACCAUUGUGAAAAAGCAGGUGAAGAAGAUCCGAGAACCUUGUCUCAAGUGUGUGGACAUGGUUAUCUCGGAGCUAAUCAGCACCGUUAGACAGUGCACCAAGAAGCUCCAGCAAUACCCCCGGCUGCGGGAGGAGAUGGAGCGUAUUGUGACCACCCACAUCCGGGAGCGCGAGGGUCGCACCAAGGAGCAGGUCAUGCUCCUCAUCGAUAUUGAGCUGGCUUACAUGAAUACCAACCAUGAGGACUUCAUAGGCUUUGCCAAUGCUCAGCAGAGAAGCAACCAGAUGAACAAGAAGAAGGCUUCAGGGAACCAGGUCAUCCGGAAGGGCUGGCUGACCAUCAACAAUAUUGGCAUCAUGAAGGGAGGCUCCAAGGAGUAUUGGUUUGUGCUGACUGCCGAGAAUCUGUCCUGGUAUAAGGAUGACGAGGAGAAAGAGAAGAAGUACAUGCUCUCCGUGGAUAACCUGAAGUUGCGGGACGUGGAGAAGGGCUUCAUGUCCAGCAAGCACAUCUUUGCCCUCUUCAACACGGAACAGAGGAAUGUCUACAAGGAUUAUCGGCAGCUGGAGCUGGCCUGCGAGACACAGGAGGAGGUGGAUAGCUGGAAGGCCUCCUUUCUAAGGGCUGGCGUGUACCCUGAGCGUGUUGGGGACAAAGAGAAAGCCAGUGAGACGGAGGAGAAUGGCUCGGACAGCUUCAUGCACUCCAUGGACCCACAGCUGGAGCGGCAGGUGGAGACCAUCCGGAACUUGGUGGAUUCAUACAUGGCCAUCGUCAACAAGACUGUCCGGGACCUCAUGCCCAAGACGAUCAUGCAUCUCAUGAUCAACAACACCAAGGAAUUCAUCUUCUCGGAGCUGCUGGCCAACCUGUAUUCGUGCGGGGACCAGAACACACUGAUGGAGGAGUCGGCCGAGCAGGCGCAGCGGCGCGACGAGAUGCUGCGCAUGUACCACGCACUGAAAGAGGCGCUCAGCAUCAUCGGCGACAUCAACACGACCACUGUCAGCACGCCCAUGCCCCCGCCUGUGGACGACUCCUGGCUGCAGGUGCAGAGCGUACCGACCGGACGCAGGUCACCCACGUCCAGCCCCACGCCGCAGCGCCGAGCCCCUGCCGUGCCCCCAGCCCGGCCCGGGUCGCGGGGCCCUGCUCCUGGGCCUCCGCCUGCUGGGUCCGCCCUGGGGGGAGCGCCCCCCGUGCCCUCCAGGCCGGGGGCUUCCCCUGACCCCUUCGGUCCUCCCCCCCAGGUGCCCUCGCGCCCCAACCGCGCCCCGCCCGGGGUCCCCAGAAUCACUAUCAGUGACCCCUGAGGAGCGUCAGCCACGCAGGAAGGGCCCAGCCUCACCUACACGACCUGCGGUCCCCCGACCAGCUGAGGCUCCCCUGUUAGACUUAUAAGCCUGUGGCCACUGGCAUCCGGCCGCCUGCCCUCCCUGCCUCCCCAGGGUCCCUUCGAGGGACUCACGGGCUUUCCGCCCACCCAGAAGGGCCUCUAGUGCUCCCUCCAGCCAUGCUGUUAGCUUUAGCCUCCUGGUUCGAACAGUGUUCUUUUUUUUCCUGUCUUUCUCCAUCAGGUCUGGGGGCUGUUGCGUGGGGCUCACGGCCCCACACCCCCUGAGGCUAGGGAUGGCCCCAGGCCAGUGGGUUGAAAGACAUGGGGAGGGAGGCCAGAGAAGAGGGACGUCAGAGGGGGCCGAGCAUGUGUCUGGAGCUGUGGGUGCACUGCCUGGUUGGUGUGUGAGAGAACAGCGUGAGUGGUGGGGUGGGGGCUGCCCCCAGCUUUACUCCAGGCCCCCGUGAAGCUCUGGCCCCUGCCCAUCUCCAGUUUCUUCCCUUCCACCUUCCCUUUCUCGUCUCUCUCCUCUCUUCUAGAACCCUUGCCCAUGCCCUCGUCUCCCCCCGCCACCUCCGGACUUGGCUGCCUUUGCCUUACCAGCUCUCUCCUGCUUUUCUCUUUCCCAUUCUCUCUUUGCUUUCUCUCCAACUGCCAGCCGAUCGGGUCAGGCAAGUCCAUCCCGUCCUGAGAGCCCCAGGCCCCCCUUCGACCUCUAAUCAGAUCCCUCCUAUUCCUCGGAGACCUCCCUUUCCAAGCCUGCCCGGACGGCUGUUCUGUGACUUGACAGUGGCUACCCAGCCCCCAGAGCCUCCCCUCCACCUGUGACUUAGUCUGUUGUAGUGGUGAGCUGACACAUCCAGGCGUGAUGUUGGUGAAACUUCGUGCCCCUCUGUGGUCUUGCUCCUGCCCCGUUCUAUAAAUAUCUAUAAAUACUCAUAUAUAUAUACAAACAUAGCUAUGGCCAAGCCUCACCUCUGGUGUUGGGAAUCAAUCACCGUGCUGUCCUUGAGGAAUCUUGUAGCCCAACUACAAGGGAACACUGUCACCCUGACAUCCCCCUCCAAAGCGUGCCACCUCCAAUGAGCCCCAGUGUCAUGCCCGGCCUGUGGACAGCCAGCCCCCUCUGCCUUCCUCCUGUCCCAACCCCCUCCUCGGGCGUGGGGGUGCUGUGCUGGCAGCUAUAUGGUUCUCUGACCGCUACCAGUCUUGCUGUCUCUCGGCUGAGAAUAAAACCCAUUUCUGGACAAUGGGGAACAGCGUGUCCUCUGCGGCCUUGUGUUCGCUGCUGUGGCGCUUGGGGGGAGGUAAAGGUUUAAACAUUGCGGUGAGGGAUGGGAGAGGGCCCAGCUAUUGAUACAAUGCUUUAAGAUGUUGAGGGGCGGGGAAAGCCCCAUCCUUUCCGAGGCCUACUGGGAAAGCACCUGGAGUCAGCUGAUCCUGCGAACCCUGCUCUGGCCACCAGGGGGCCCGGGAGGAGAGGCGCGAGCCGGCCAGGCACUGUGGAGGAACAGGGUGAUGGAAUGGAAAACACUUGAGCCGGAAGUCAGCACUUGGUGCUGUGGCACUCUGCUUUCCCUCCCUGAGAUCAGAUCCAGCUUCUGAGUCACUCCACUAUUAAGGCAGGACGGCCCCUGAGAGCCCCUUGGGAGUCCCCCUGGGGUCCCCCAGGCUUCACCAGGCAGCAAUGGGUGACAGGCCUCAAAA